This is a messenger RNA of Diospyros lotus (date-plum), 3552 nucleotides long. RefSeq names its product E3 ubiquitin ligase PARAQUAT TOLERANCE 3-like. Gene Ontology annotation, biological process: ubiquitin-dependent protein catabolic process; mRNA processing; protein ubiquitination. Lineage: Eukaryota; Viridiplantae; Streptophyta; Magnoliopsida; Ericales; Ebenaceae. The coding region runs from base 755 to 3370 and encodes 871 amino acids. The record is from RefSeq and is a predicted model, not a curated record. Gene Ontology annotation, molecular function: nucleic acid binding; zinc ion binding; ubiquitin protein ligase activity. The transcript is spliced from 15 exons. Gene Ontology annotation, cellular component: nucleus.
CCCCCCCUCCCCUCUCUCUCUCUCUCUCUCUCUCUUCAUCUGGGAGAUUCUAAACGCAAACCCUAGAGAUACGCUCGCUUCUUCGAAUUCUUCGAUUGCGAGACUGAAAGCCUCUGGAGUUCGAGGUCAAUUUCGAUCUGUCGAUUGCUACGUACUCCAUCGAGCUGCUGAAUUCGUAUCCGGAGAAUUUGUCGACCGAUUCGAGGUUUCCUCUCUGAGACUUUCAUCGGGCUGAAGAUUUGCUCGUCCUCGUCGUGUCUGAUCGUUGUCCGUGAAGCUUCAAGGCGGCGUGGAUUUUCCGAUUCAGCGAUUCAUGGCGGUUCGGCAUCUGAAGAAGGGGUUUUCUCGAUCGUCGAUCUGAUCUUCCGCACCUGAUUGCAGGCAUUACUAUUGAUGCAAUAGACAGCCUCUUGAACGCUUGCUCUCGUCCGAGGCCUAGCCUUUUCCGCAGAAACGCAAUCUUUCUGUUUUGCUUGUGAUUCCAAGGAUUUCGACAAAAAGACGUCGUCACGGCUGAUUGGACUGCUGAGAUUGCGGUUUGGAGGAGUCGUGCGUUGGUUUGAUCUUUCUUGAGCUAUUGAAAAGUUGGAAGGAAAAAAGAGUUGUUUUUUUGUACUUUCAUAUAUUGUUGUCUGAGUUGAAUACCCGGCCUUCAUAUUUUGGAACGGCCUUUGAAUUUUUAGAGAUUUUGUUCCUGAUUUUUCUACAUCUCUUUAGAGCAGAGGAAAAAAAGGGAUAUUUUUUUUCAGGAAAUAUGGCAGUGUAUUAUAAGUUUAAAAGUGCAAAAGAUUACGACUCAGUUGCUAUCGAUGGUCAUUUCAUAUCAGUUGCCAAUUUGAAAGAAAAAAUAUUUGAAUCCAAGCAUUUGGGCAGGGGUACUGACUUUGACCUUCUUGUCACCAACGCCCAGACUAAUGAAGAGUACCUCGAUGAGGCAAUGUUGAUUCCCAAAAAUACAUCUGUUUUAAUUCGCCGAGUUCCUGGACGCCCUCGCAUGCCCAUAGUUACUGAACCAGUUAUUGAACAAGACAAGCCAAAGGUGGAAACUAAUAAAUCUGAUGAUGCUGUAACAGCAAAGAGUAGUUUCCUAGGAGCUGAUCCUUCUGUCAUGAAAUUUCCUGAAGAUUCAGAAUGGGAUGAAUUUGGAAAUGAUUUAUAUGCAAUCCCGGAGGCGCUACCAGUUGCUAGCAAUCCAAUUCAGGAUGCUCCCCCUCCUAGUAAAGCUGAUGAGGACAGCAAGAUCAAGGCUUUAAUCGAUACUCCAGCCCUGGACUGGCAACGUCAAACUUCUGAUGGUUUUGGUCCUGGUAGAGGUUUUGGGCGGGGUAUCGGCGGAAGAAUGAUGGGUGGACGGGGUUUUGGUCGAGGUGGAUUGGAGCGUAAAACACCUCCUCAGGGUUAUGUAUGCCAUAGGUGUAAGGUGCCUGGGCAUUUCAUUCAGCACUGCCCUACUAAUGGUGAUCCUAAUUAUGACAUCAAAAGAGUGAAACCUCCUACUGGUAUUCCAAAGUCUAUGUUAAUGGCUACUCCAGAUGGUUCAUAUGCAUUACCAAGUGGUGCUGUUGCUGUUUUAAAGCCAAAUGAGGCCGCUUUUGAGAAAGAAAUUGAAGGACUGCCUUCAACUCGAUCUGUUGGUGAUCUUCCACCUGAACUUCACUGUCCUCUGUGCAAAGAAGUUAUGAAAGAUGCAGUACUGACAAGCAAGUGCUGCUUUAAAAGCUUUUGUGAUAAAUGUAUAAGAGACUACAUUAUAUCAAAAUCCAUGUGUGUGUGUGGGGCAACAAACAUACUGGCAGAUGAUCUUUUGCCCAACAAGACACUCAGAGAUACAAUUAAUAGGAUAUUGGAAUCUAAUAACAGCAGCGGUGAAAACACAGGCAGUGCUUUCCAAAUCCAAGAUAUGGAAUCUAAGAUUCCACAACCUAAGGUGGAGCCUAAGCUUCCAUCCCCUAUACUUUCUGCUGCUUCGAAGGGAGAGCAAGCCCAACCACCUCCAGUUGAGGAGGCUUCAAAGGUUGGUGAAACUGUUGAAGGAAAUAGUUCAGUUGCUCCACCAAAGACCAUGGAUAGAGGGAAGGCUGGUAGAAUUCCAGAUGUUUCUGAAGCUACACAUGAUUCAAUGAGUGUGAAGGAACCUGCAUCACAGGGGAGUGCUCCGCUGGCUGAUGAAGAAGUGCAGCAGAAGCCAGUUUUCAGUGAGGCAGGAAAGAAAAAGAAAAAGAAGAAAGCCCGUCUGCCUUUGAAUGAGAUGCAGUGGAAAAUGCCUCAGGAGAUUCCAGCUGAGAACUAUAUGAUGCCUAUGGGCCCUUCUGCCUAUAAUCCAUACUGGACUGGCAUGCAACAUGGUUUAGAAGGGGGAUAUUUACCCCAUUUUGGUGGUCCAAUGCCUUAUAUGGGUUAUGGGCUCGGUCCUUUGGACAUUCCUUUCGGUGUUUUACCCCCUGACCCAUUUGCAGCACCAGGUUAUAUGAUGCCUCCUGUCCAACCUCAAAGGGAUCUUGCGAAUUACGGGAUGGGCAUGAAGGGUGGACCUCCUUCCAUUAUGAGCAGAGAGGAAUUUGAAGCUCAUAAAGCUGACGUAAGGAGGAAACGUGAAAUUGAGAGACGGGGCGAAAGCAAGGAGGUAUCGAAAGAGCGGGAGUUUGGCAGGGAUGUGAGCAGCGGUGGGGACGUGUUUGCACCCAAGUCCAAAUCUAGAUCAGUUGAACCAUUGGGCGGAGGCGACCACCGUCACCGCCACCGCUCCGACAGGUUGUCGCCUGAACGCUCUUCCCGUGAUCCCGAUCUGCCUCGCCCCUCUACCAAGAGGCUGUCGUCGGAGCGUGAGUAUGACUACGACCACGACCACCGCGACCGCGAUCGGGAUGACCGCCCCCGCCCCCGCCACCGCUCAGAGUCCUCCGCUGGAAGACCAGCCUCAGCAGCAUUGGAACCGCCGCCGCCUCCACCCCCACAACCUCCCAAGAACCCAGCUUCAGACCGGAAGCAGAAGCCCAGCGUCUUCUCUCGCAUCAGCUUCCCCGAUGAAGAACAAGCACCGGCCAAGAAGAGAAAAGCGUCUUCUUCUUCGGAGGCGCCGGUUCGUCAUGGUGGAACCUCAUCUGGUCACCGUCACAAGGGUUCGUCCGCAGGGAAUGGGUACCACGAAGACCACCAUCACAAGACGUCGGAGUCGAGGAAGCGGAGUGCUGCCGCGGAUUAUGAGUCGAGUGACGAUGAUAGGCAUUUCAAGAGGCGGCCUUCAAGGUACGAAUCGUCUCCUCCUCCGGCGGCAGAUGGGGAGGAGGGGGAGGCUGCGAGGCAUUCGAGGGGGUCAAAGGAGAAGGAGAAGCAGAAGGAACGAGAUCGAAGCUACAGCAAACACAGGUAGAUAGGAGGAGGAGGAGAUGGCAUUGCGCAUUUGACUUGGAUCUUGUCGUCACAGCCAAAGCUGUUCUCUCUCUGUCUCUGUCUCUCUCUCUCUCCCUCUUAUCUAUCGCAGAGAAUGAAUUGAAUUAAGCUUUGUAUUCACUCUUUAAUCAUCUUUUAAUAAAUGUAAUUUGUUUCCGGAUA